Messenger RNA from Eublepharis macularius, 1213 nucleotides. It is a transcript of the gene TSPAN19, whose product is annotated as tetraspanin 19. The record is from RefSeq and is a predicted model, not a curated record. NCBI's taxonomy places the organism in Eukaryota, Metazoa, Chordata, Lepidosauria, Squamata, Eublepharidae. Bases 163 to 918 code for a protein of 251 amino acids. Gene Ontology annotation, cellular component: membrane. The transcript is spliced from 9 exons.
UACAGCAUAGAUGACUGAAGUACUGAGGCGAUACAGCUGAACAUUUAUUUAGAAUUAACACUAAAUUGAAGUGUGAAGAAGUGUGAAGAACUAAACUCUGGACUUAUGUCUUUACAUAAAUGAAAGAAAGCUAAUAACGAUGCAAUUGUAAUAAAAAGGACAAUGAAUAAAAGAGACAAACUCUUCAUACUAGCAUACUUCUUAAAUAUUAUUAAUGGAAUUUUCUUGUUAUUAGGUCUUAUGCUUGUAGCAUUUGGUCACUGGAUUUUACUGGAUGGAAACAAAUCUGUCGCAUUUUUAUUAUCUACAGAUGAAAAUUCUUUGAUAGAUACCAUUUCUAAUAUGCUACUUGCCACUGGAUCCAUCAUUGUUUUUAUCGGUCUCUUGGGAUACCUAGGAAGUAUUCGACGAAUCAGAUGGUUAGUCAUUGCGUAUAUGGUUCUAGUUGUCCUGAACUUUGUUGUCCAAGCUGGAAUGCUCAUACGUCUCUAUGUAGGAACAGAAAUGGUUAGCAAACUGUGGAAAGUUCAAAUGGAUGAACUCAUUUCUAACUAUGGGAAUAAAAACCUGCCUAAAAAGGAACAUCAAUGGGAUAUUCUGAAUGGCAUUCAGCGCAUGCUUCAGUGCUGUGGGAGAUACAAUUUCACAGACUGGAAAGCAAAUAAACAUAAAGAACAUGCAAAUCAAGUGCCAUGUUCUUGCACAACAUCUAACAUGAAGAAAUGGUUUUGUGAUGUCCUGGAAAAUGCCACAUACACUAAGGGUUGUGAGGAAGAUAUCACGUCAUGGUAUGAAGAAAAUAUUUGGAUUUUAUUUGUGAUUCAUUUUGGACUGCUAGCAAUAGAAGUUCUUCAGUUCAUAGCCUCUGCUUGGCUGUCCAGCGUAAUGAGGAAGAAUGUCAUUCUGCCCAGAAAGUAGCAAAAACUUUGUGCCACCUUUGUAUUGAUAAACUCUAUACUAAACAUUAGAGGACCUUUGAACGUGAUUAUUACUCCAAUACAUAGUAUUCAACUCCAUCUGUCUGCACUUUGAUCAUAACUGCAAAUCAAAUCCUGUAAAAGGGUUGCUCUUUAAUGUUAUUACUCCAAUGUGUUUUGAUGAUAGAUUCAUAUGCAUUAUGUUUUACAUUUGAAUAAUAAAAUCUCAUGACUAUAUUUUUCAGUUUUUGGCCAAAAUAAAUUGGCUAACUGCAAUAAAAUAUGAGGUAAAUAAA